AUGAAGGCAUACUUCCUCGCCCUGAUCGGCCUUUGGGCCAUCCCAUCAGCCAGUGAGAUCCUCGAACCCCUUCCCGAGGCCGCGUCGAGAAAGGAGCUACGCUUCCAACCCUACAUUGACUUCGACAAGGAUGGAUGCUACAAUACAGCUGCGAUUGAUGCCAACGGUCGUAGAAACCCUGGCAUCAUGAAGAGCUUUUCACCAAGCAAGAAUUGCCGCAACAAGAAGCAGCUCCUCAACAGCAAUGUUUACUCCCGUAAGCGAUGCAACCAUGGCUACUGCGCCAUCAUGUAUGAGUACUACUUUGAAAAGGAUCAAGCUACUGGCUUGAGUGGACACAAGCAUGAUUGGGAGAACAUUGUUGUGUUUACCAAGGGUGACAGAGAGGUUGUCCGUAUCGCUGCGACCGAAGAACACAGCAAAUACCGGUACACUAAAGACUGUGUGGACUGGUCGGAUUGCCCUAUCCCAUUCGAGGGAGAAAGACAUGCCAAGCUUGUCUACCACAAAGUCCGCGGCGACAUGCACAGCUUCCGCUUCGCCAAGGAGGAGGAGGGUGAGAACGGCAUUGAGAAAGCCGAAAACCACUUUCACCGCUUCUACAAGAGUCCGCUUGUGGGAUGGGACGACUGGCCCAGUGACGAGCUGCGAGACAAACUGGUCAAUUGGCAUGAUUUCACGAAGCCCAGUAUUGGAGGAAAGAGGUUCGGCAGGGCCCUUAAGAAGGCUGCAGGUAGCUUCAAGAUGGUUGGAGAAUUCAAUCCCUUUCAGGAGAGGGAUGAAGACGAGCCGAUUCCUGACGAGGAUUGGGACGAAGACGAGGAGUAA
Molecule: messenger RNA, 828 nt
Organism: Fusarium poae
Lineage: Eukaryota; Fungi; Ascomycota; Sordariomycetes; Hypocreales; Nectriaceae
Exons: 2
Coding region: 1-828 (275 amino acids)
Source: RefSeq, a predicted model, not a curated record